CGCUACUACUGCAACAGCAAAUACUAGCAUCGCAAACACUAAUGCUGACACUGAAAUGAUAGUUAUGGCUAGCUCCUCACAGAAACCUGCGAUUGGCCAAUCAGCGGCUUUGUCUCAGUCGGUUGUCUUGCCUUCCAACCAAUCAAAAGAGAACAUGAAAAAAGUCAUCUACUUAUUUGCUAGGACCAGCAGAGACAAGGGUUGGAUAUCAUAACUUCGGGCCUCGAGAUGGACGUAGCGCUGCUGCAGACCACGUACAAUGCUUUCACGUCGCUUAACGCCCACCAGCAGCUUCAGCAGCAGCAGCAGCAGCAACAAACAUCAACUUCAAACAACAUCGACUAUUCAAAACUGCCGCCCGAACUCAACCUCUUCCAUUACGCUCUCUACAUGAGCAGGACAAUCGGCAAGCCUCAAGAAGUUUACACCAACAAAGAAUUAACCAAAAACAUCGCGAAAUCACAAGAAUCUGACCUGAUCAAGAAGAUGAACCAUGUCAAACGAAAAAUUGACGAUGAAGAAAAAGUCAAAAAGGGCAAAACCAAGCAGGAUAAAGUUCAAUCGACUUUUACCUCGAGGCCCAAAAAUCCCUUUUUCAAAAAUUCAACUAGCCAUAUUUCCAUUGCACCGUCUGCAACAACUUCAGCAACGCCAACUGACGCAGACGCGUACGAGGAAAUCAUCACAGUAUCUGAUGACGAAAUGGCGGCAGCAGCAGCAGCAGCAGCAACAGCAGCAGGCUUAGAUGAAACGAGGUCCAGCAAGUAUGAAAAGCAGCCACAACAACAACAACAGCAGCAGUUUCACUUUCAGUUUCAUCCUCAUCGAAGGAAUUCCCCGACCAGAUCGAGUCGUAACUUGCAACAGCUGCAACAGAAGCAGUCGUCAUCCCAUUCCUUACCCGGGACCUUUUCGACGACGGAUAUGUUUGAUGGAGGAUGGAUGAAUGCAGGCCUCUGUGAUCCCCAGCUACUCUGGCUCAAUACUCUCAUAUCUAGGUUGUUCAUGGAUUUCUUGAGAGAGAGAUAUUGGGUUGAAAAAAUUCAAGAAAAAAUUGAGAAGAAGCUGAGUAAGAUACACGUGCCACACAUCAUGGACCAGUUAACAGUUACGGGGAUCGACCUGGGGUCGAAUGUGCCGGUGAUCUGCAGGUCGCACAAGCCCUACCUGGACGACAGAGGCUUCUGGGUCGACCUCCAGGUUUCCUACCCGGGCGGAUUCUGCAUCACCAUGGUCAGCAAGUGCAACCUCAUGAAGCUGAAACAUCCCAAGCAAAAACCAGCACAACCACAACAAAAUAUCGCGAAAGAUGGCGAAGUACUCGUCAGUAAUGAAGAGGUUGGUGCGAACAACAACACUGCUUCUAAUACGACAGUAACUACCGCUACUACAGCUUCAACGCCUGGUUAUGUUAGCGCUGUUAACGCAAAAAAAAAUGAUGCUCCUGCUAAGAAAAUCGCGGCACUCGACUCAGAUGAUGAAGACAGCGCAGAGUCAAGCACCGAUGAAGAGUACCCGCUGGUCGACGAGGGAGACGAGGACGACGUCGAUAGAGCUGUCACUUCCGGGAAACAAGUGCAGCCAAUAGGGAAGAGGAUUAUGAAGUUAGUUGAUCGCAUAUCGCAGUCUAAGUAUUUUCAACAGGCAGUUGAAAUGAAGUAUAUCAAAAGAGCUCUAGAAGAGGUCUCAAAUACGAAGCUAGAGUUGAACGUUGAAGUGAAAUCAUUGGUUGGCAGCCUGGCCAUCAACAUACCCCCACCACCAACUGAUCGGCUCUGGUACGGAUUCAGAGGGAACCCUAUAUUUGAAUUGGCCGUCCGUCCAAGGGUGGGUUUGAGAGAGGUCAGCCUGAAGCCGGUCACUGAUUGGAUAGAAAAAAAACUGUCGCUAGAAUUUCAGAGAUCCUUCGUAAUGCCCAAUAUGGAUGAUUUCAGGAUACCAUUGAUGCUUGAUCACAUGACCUCAUGACCUCAUGACCUCAUGGUGACGUCAUUACGACGACGACGAUGACGAUACGUAGCGAUGAGGAUGGUAAUUAAUGUGAUAAAUUUAUUUUUUUAUCAUUGAGGUCCUUCAUGUUGUCUUGUUAUAAUGACUGACGUAAAAUUAUUUAAUUGCUUUGUUAAUUACUUACAACUGAUGUUGUAUAUAAUAAUAAUAAUAAUAAUAAUAAUAAUAAUAAUAAUAAUAAUAAUAACAAACAAUAAUGAUAAUGGUCAUUCCAAUAAAGCUUUCCAUAACUUUAGUGAUUGUACUGCUUAAUAUAUAUAUAUAUAUGAACAUAUGAUAUCUAUAUUUUUACGUGUGACGAUGUAUGUAUGUAUGUAUGUAUGUACAACAUUUUUGAAUGCUAUAAGAAUAUAUAUAUUUUAUAAUAAUAUUAUUAAAAUAUAUUAUGUAUAUACAUAUAUAUGUAAAUAAAUUUACAAAAAUAUAUAUAUUAAAGCGUAGAGGUCUCUUUUGGGUGCACUAUUGCUGUGAAUGUUUCAAUUGUAUUCUCUUGUAGUCAAGUAAGAUUAAAAUAUACACACACAAAACACACACACAACUAGCACACAAACACAGAGCAAUAUAUAUAAUAUGUAUAUUACGUCUUAAUUAUUAACAAUAUUUUAAUCUAUAAUAAUAUCAUUUCGUUCUAUUUGGUGUUCAGUUUUAUUUUAUUUAACAUCAAAUUAAUGAAUAAAUUAAUCAGAGGCACCUGAAGACUUCGAUGGUUCUUUUGCAUAUGGAGCAGACAACGGUACAGCACCAUUUAAAAGUGCAUCUACACUCUUCUUCAAUUAUUUCCCGCCUUUUUUCGAAGCCUCGGCCACAACAUAGAUACUCACAACUGCCAAUUUUCGCUAUCGAUUUUUGUGUCUUUGUUGUUGGAUCGUUGUUACUUCUGCUACCAACGCCUCUACUGCUGCUACUACUAUUACUACUUCUGCUGCUACUUCUUAUACCACUAGUACUAUUACUGACUGGAGGAUUACAAAUCCGGCCCUGCGUUCCCUCAAUUCCUUUCUUCACGUUUCUAGUGCAGAAGUCCAAGUUUUUCACCGAGUAGACGAGGGAUCUGCGCUUGAUUUCUGACAACAACUCAGCAUGAAGACGAUUUGUUGUUGAUGAAGACGAUGAGGACGAUGACGACAACGAUGGUGUUGCGUCAACUUCGACAUAAUUUCUACCCCUCCCACCCCCAUCUUCAUCCUCACCAGCGGCCACCACCAUCGUCAUCAGCAUCGACUCCCCAUCUUGAUGGUGGUCAUUAGAAGCUGUGACCUGAACUGCCUUCUCGUAGACUUUUCUCAACUUCUUGCCUACCGUUGCAAAGGUCGGCAGUUUCUGCCAGCAGGU
This is a messenger RNA of Helobdella robusta, 3342 nucleotides long. RefSeq lists its product as hypothetical. Lineage: Eukaryota; Metazoa; Annelida; Clitellata; Rhynchobdellida; Glossiphoniidae. Gene Ontology annotation, cellular component: endoplasmic reticulum. The transcript is spliced from 11 exons. The coding region runs from base 229 to 1968 and encodes 579 amino acids. The record is from RefSeq and is a predicted model, not a curated record. Gene Ontology annotation, molecular function: lipid binding.